Messenger RNA from Sus scrofa (pig), 4860 nucleotides. Lineage: Eukaryota; Metazoa; Chordata; Mammalia; Artiodactyla; Suidae. The record is from RefSeq and is a predicted model, not a curated record.
CGCGGCUUGGGCCUUCCUGCUUGCCGUCCGCCGCCUCCGCCAUUGGUUGGGCUCUGGCAGCUGACCCGGCGGCGACGGGGCGAGGGAGCUUCAAGGAUGGCGGCGUCUGCGGCGCUGAUCCUGCGAGAGAGUCCCAGCAUGAAAAAAGCAGUGUUGCUGAUAAAUGAAAUAGACAUAGGAAGAUUUCCACGACUGCUCACCCGAAUUCUUCAAAAACUUCACCUGAAGGCUGAGAAUAGUUUCAGUGAAGAAGAGGAAGAAAAACUUCAAGCUGCGUUUUCUCUAGAGAAACAAGAUCUUCACCUAGUUCUUGAAACAAUAUCAUUCAUUUUAGAACAGGCAGUGUAUCACAACGUGAAGCCAGCAGUUUUGCAGCAGCAGUUGGAGAACAUUCAUCUUGGACAAGAUAAAGCAGAAGCAUUUGUCAGUGCUUGGUCUUCUAUGGGUCAAGAAACAAUUGAAAAAUUCAGGCAGAGGAUUAUUGCUCCCCAUAAGCUGGAGACGGUUGGAUGGCAGCUUAACCUUCAGAUGGCUCACUCUGCUCAAGCAAAACUGAAAUCUCCUCAAGCUGUCUUACAGCUAGGAGUGAGCAAUGAAGAUUCAAAGGAGACUAUUUCAAUGGAAAAAGAUUAUCCAAACCAAAAUCUGGUCAAGAGCCUGGAGAAAGUUCUUCUGGAAUUCAGUCAUAAGGAAUUAUUUGAUUUCUAUAACAAGGAACGCAGUUAUGCUUUGGCGAUAGAGCACAGUAAUUUUCCAAAUGACUGGAGAAAGGAGUGACUCAUACAUCCCAGGCCACGUGCUCGACUCUGCCGUCCAGCCUCUCGCUCUCUUACAUGCUGAUGUAAGUAGUCUUGUGAACAUCAGGGUAUUUAAGAAAUAUUGACUGAAUGAGUUAAUGGAAUACAUUAGUAUUUUUUUUUCUUUUUCUCUCUCCAUCUCUCCUAUUUGCACAUUGCCCUCUGAAUUCUUAAAUACAGGCAAAACCAUCAGAAACCUCAGAUUUACAAGAGUACAUUUCAAAUGGCUAUCGCCAAAUGCAUUGGUAAACCCCACCACCACCACCACCAGGUAACAGCCACCUCUCUUCUGGGGAGGAUCGCCUCAGGUCACCGAUCCUUUCAUUCACCAAGCAGGAGUGGCACGUACACUGAUUAAAAGCCUGGUCACCUGCUAGAGAACCAGAUUUCUCCCCUCCAGAAUGCUAGAGCAAGUUCUCCCACUGCCGUGAGGAGAUUUAUGGUGAUCGCAAACUUGACCUAGACAUGCUUCUGGUACUAAUGCCGCAAACACCGAAAAAACUUACGUUCCUACCAAACUCAGAGGUGCUAAUGCGACAGGGUCAAAUGGAGUGCUCCAGAAAGAUAGCUGCAACAUUCUAACGUUGAGAUGUAUGUUAAGUAUGUAUAGAUUUCAUGAGCUCAUUACCCAGAUUUCAGUUUCCUGUUGAAGAAGUGGUCUUGAUUAAUCAAGGCACACAGAUACACACUGCCCACAACAAGGCUUUCUCACUGAUGUGGGUAGUUUGACGAUGACACAGAUUGUUCCAAGUUAUCCCAAACAUACAGGCUGGAUAAAAAUCUGAAAAAGUUCACACGCGUAAUGCAGAAUGCAAGCAAGAUGCAGAGAGCCAUGCAGAAAACUGUUCAAUAACACUUUUAAAUUAAAAUUGAGUUAGUAUUUUAAAUUAAAAUUAAAAUUUUCACUAGGUUACCAAGACUGUAUAUUUUUAUUUUUUUUUUUAUUUUUUCCUUUUUCAGCCACUCCCAUGGCAUAUGGAAGUGCUCAGGCCAGGGACUGAAUCUAAGCCACAGCUGUAGAAACACCUGGGCCUUAACCCACUGCUCCACAGCAGGAGCUCUUAGGACUGUGUUAAGAUGUAGAGUCCACUGUGAGAGAUCAGUUUGUUUUUGAUAUAAAUGAUGAUUUAUAACAUCUAACUUCCACCUCAUGGCAGUAAAGAUCCUCUCUGUCAGAGUUUACUGUAAAAGCGUGUUCUGUACCUUACUUGUGUGAUCUAAAAUAACUCGAAUAGUAAUAACUCGUCAUCCAGUUUGGGUGCAUCAGCUUUCUGGACUUGAAAAUUACUCAACACAGUUGUUCCUCACUCAGCAGGCUUGAGGGACUCUGGGAGUGGCCACCUCUUCUAGGUGUGCUAUUAUCCUCCCUGGUAGGUUUGGCUCAGCGGUCUUAGAAAGUUCCGCUGGGCAGACUUAGAUGUGUUGAUGGAGUCCCUGAGCCGAUGGGUCAGCAGAGUGUGACUGCCCUGUGUUGUGUUAUUGCUUCAGGUACUCAAUGAGAAUUUGCUCACAUGUUCUGAUUUUACAGUGCUGUGCUUUCCUCUGCAGGCUCCAGGAACCCCUCCUCCCAUCUUUCAUUUUCCUGGAUUAUUUUCUUUGGGUCCAUAAAUUCAUUCCUUGGGAGUUUCUGUUGUGGCUCAGUGCUUAAUGAACCCGACUAAGAUCCAUGAGGAUGCGGGUUUGAUCCCUGGCCUUGCUCAGUGGGUUAAGGAUCCAGCAUUGCCAUGAGAUGUGGUGUAGGUUGCAGACAAGGUUCGGAUCCUGCCUUGCUGUGGCUGUGGCAUAGCCUGGUAGCUGUAGCUCCGAUUCAACCCCUAGCCUGGGAACUUCCAUAUGCCAUGGGGUGUGACCCUGAAAAAACAAAAAAUGCAUUCCUAUAAAUGCCUUUAUACUUUAGGAUCUCUUCUUUUUAGGUUUCAUAUUCAGUUACAUUUGUAAUCAGCAUAGUCACAAUUAAAUUUUUAUUCUUAGAUUUAGCUUUAUAGUUUAUGCUGGGGGAUCCAGGAUUACAAAACUAUUGACUUAAAAAGGUGACACCUCGAAAAAUCAGAUUUUUCUUUCUAUAGAAUCAUUUUUUUUAGAAGACAAUCCUCCUAUAAUUAAAUAAUUAUUCCCCUUUCCAUCAGCUUCCUAAGACUAAAUUUUAUGUGUUUUGCUUUACUAAAGAAGCCACCUCUAUUUCAUAAGCGUCUCUGUAUAGGCUUUCAAAUAGAACAUGUUUGUGGGGAGAGGGUGAAUGUUUUACAGGGAAAGAAAUGUUUCUGUUCCUCUGCUUUCUUUGUGUUGUCUCCCUUUCCAGCUCCCCCCAUCUCGUAAGGGAGAAUGCUCAGCCAUUCCUUUUGGUCAGUUAUAAAAUAUUGAUUGAUUGAUGUUUACGGAUGGGCAGAGUGCUAUAAAAAGACUUUCAUGCAUGGUGAUCCUCCCUCGAACUUCCUGCUUUCACUGCAUGAGUUGGGAAAGAGGGCCUAGUCAUCUUUCUCUGCCUCAGCAAAGCAUCAGCACUUUAGUUCUGUGCCAUGUGGCUGGCAGGGAUGAGUGAUGGUCCAGAAUUUGAGCUGAAGCUGAGAUGUGUAAGGAAGAAGGGAAAGGUAAUAAUAAAGUGUUACUUUGUUUCUCAACUGCUAUCAUCCUUUCUGUAUGUAGCUUCCUUGGGAAUGUCAAUUGUUGAAGAGUGACAGGCAACACAAGAUUUGGGGGUUUUCUAGUCAAGUGCCAUUAAAUGCACUCACAAUUUCCCCUCUGUCCUCUAUAAAUAAUAGCAAAUGUGUCUUACUUUUCAGUGGUGAACAUGUGUAGAGACUAUGGACAAAAAUACCAGAGUCAUCAUUCUUACCUCUCAACUCUCAAAUGGGCGGGAGUAAGAGAAGGAGGCUUUAAAAAUCAAUGACUGACUUUGUCUGAGGACCCCAUUCCUGAUAAGCAAAAUCUCCACUUCUCUGAAAACAGAGGGGAGACAUUGCUGAGUCAAUUUCAAAGGCUGCAACAGACCAGUGAGACCAGGUCACCGGAAGGAUGGAAAUUCACCUCACAUGCACCUUCCUCUACAUUUCUGAGAACUUGAACUUCAGCUGCUCCCACCAGCUCCCUAUGAAGCUGAACAGGGAUGGAAUGUACCUUUGAUAGCCUGACAUGAUUCUGUCUUUUGACCGUUCGUUGACUUUGUGGAAGGAAAAGAACAAUUGAAAACAGGGCUCCUCUCUUUCCAGACUAAGCAUUUACAAUGCAGACAACUAGGUAGGAAACUGAGAAGAGAGGAUGAGAUGUUUACUGACUGAUCAAGUUAGCCCCAUAUGCUCCAGUAACAGAUGUCCGAAGUACUUCAGGGCUGCCUUUGUGCUUCCUUUUCUAAAUGUGUGUAGUUAUCGGCCGGUAGAACUGAUUCACAUCUUACGAAACCCACAGAAUUUGCUUCAGGCAUGAGAACGACUGAAUUUAAGACUUCUUCCAUAUGGUAGUUUCACCCUGAAGUAUUUAACCCAUACCAGUGUGUUGCAUAUCAAAAGCAGAGCAACUUGAUUUUGCGAUGCCAAGUUGUUUCUGCUUCCAACAAUUAAACACUACCUUGCUCAAAUCUAUGAAAGUGCUCAUUGGCUGAACUUCAUCCACAAAAUGUGUUAUAGGCAGGACCAAAAAAAAAAAAAAUCUAAUUAAUGAUGUUUAGCUUUAAAGAGUAUGUGACAUUUUCCCUCCUUGCAGGGGGCUCUGAGAAGUCCCAGGGUAUGUUCAAAAUAAUUAAACUUGCUUACUUCUUUCUGCUUCUUCCGGACUGCCAUUGUGGGGAAGGGAAGCCAGAUGGCAGGAUGCUUCUCCCCCAGACCAGUCAUCAUGUCCUCAGUUUUUGUCCCUUCCAGCUGUUCCCAGCUUGUUCCCAUCUUCCUCCCUGCAUGGAUCCACUGCAGACCCAGGAUGGGCAGAGUGAGAGCCACAGACCACCAGGAGCUUACCAUUUAUGCAGAGAUACCCUUCAGACCUCAAAUAGCAGGACCCAAGAUGCCAGACAGAGCUCUCAUGUCAUCUACUGUGACAUUUCUGCUGCAAAAAUAUAAUAAAUAAAUGAAUAACU